AGGCCUCCUUGCUCCAGCUCGCUUUCUUUUCUUUCUUUCCUCCCUUUUUCUGCAGUUCCUCCCUCUUUCAGCUCUUGAGAGCGCGCCUCGGUGGGUGCGAGCGCGAGCCGGAACCAGAGUCCUGGGCCCUUCCUGGAGUUGGUAUGUGCUAGCCGGGCCUCCGGGUGCCAUGUAUUGGAAGAGCGAGCAGAUGUUUGUGUGUAAACUAGAAGAAAAAGACGUGCCCGAACUGGCCGUUUCCUCUGAGAAGUUCCCCAGGCUCAUGUCUGAAGAGUGCGGGCGAACUGCAGCCCUGGCGGCGGGGAGGACACGGAAAGGCGCGGGAGACGGGGGCCUAGUGAGUCCCGAGGCCGCCGCGGACGAAGACUCCUGCUCCUCCUCGGCUCCUCUGUCGCCGUCCUCGUCGCCGCGGUCCAUGGCCUCCGCCCCCGGCUGCCCGCCGGCCAAGUGCGUGUGCAGCAGUUGCGGCCUGGAGAUCGUGGACAAGUACUUGCUCAAGGUGAAUGACCUGUGCUGGCACGUCCGGUGCCUGUCCUGUAGCGUGUGCCGGACCUCCUUGGGAAGGCACACCAGCUGUUACAUUAAAGAUAAAGACAUUUUCUGCAAGCUCGAUUAUUUCAGAAGAUACGGAACGCGCUGCUCUCGCUGUGGGAGGCACAUCCACUCCACCGACUGGGUGCGAAGGGCGAAGGGCAAUGUCUACCACUUGGCCUGCUUUGCUUGUUUCUCCUGCAAAAGACAGCUCUCUACCGGAGAGGAGUUUGCUUUGGUGGAAGAAAAAGUCCUCUGUAGAGUCCAUUACGACUGCAUGAUGGACAACCUGAAGAGAGAAGUAGAAAAUGGGAACGGAAUUAGCGUGGAAGGCGCCCUGCUCUCGGAACAAGACGUCAAUCACCCGAAACCAGCCAAGAGAGCUCGCACCAGCUUCACGGCCGAUCAGCUCCAGGUCAUGCAAGCCCAGUUUGCUCAGGACAACAACCCGGACGCCCAGACGCUUCAGAAACUCGCCGAGAGAACUGGCUUGAGCAGAAGAGUAAUCCAGGUCUGGUUUCAGAACUGCAGGGCGCGCCACAAGAAGCAUGUUAGCCCCAACCACUCCUCCACGGCUCCGGUGACGGCGGUCCAGCCUUCGCGGCUGUCUCCCCCCAUGUUAGAAGAAAUGGCUUAUUCCGCGUACGUGCCCCAAGACGGGACGAUGCUGACGGCCCUGCACAGCUACAUGGACGCUCACUCGCCGACAGCGCUGGGACUCCAGGCCUUGUUACCGCACUCCAUGACGCAGCUGCCCAUAAGUCACAGCUAACUCGUUUGGUUCAGGGAUAGAACUCGUUAAGGCUAUAAUCGGAAGUCAUUUAUUGUGUAUUAAAUAUCACGGAAGAAUAUUAUGGUUCAUUUUUUAUUUAACACCCAAAGCAUCUUGGAGACCUUUUGUUGCCCAGGUACGUACGUAGAGCUGGCCCGCGAGACACUUUGGUUCGUUCUUUUUCUGAGACGAUGUUUACAAGAAGAAGAGUCCGCCCCUUUUUGUAUUGUCGAAGUAGUUUGCUCUAGUUGUGUAUCCGUUAAUUUAUUCGUCAUCGAACGAGCACUUUGCCCAAAAGAGAGGACUGACAAGUGUGCAAAAUGUUUACAGCCCUUUGUGAGACGGUAGCUUCUCCUCUGUUUGUAUCUGUAAGUUAUUGUUCCAAAAUCUGACCUGUCUCUUUGCGUUACCUACGACUUAUACUUUGGAAGUUUGUAGCUGUGAAUUUGCAACUGAGAUUUCUUUUGCCUUCUGGCUUUGCCCCAAGAGAUGAAUAAAGCUUCUGUUGCAGCAUGCCGGGCAGACCCGUGCCCGCCUUCCGCGGGGUGCCCGAGGGGGCUCGCCCGCCGGGCCGACUUAAUUAAAAGUUUUCCAUUCUUGUGAAAUGACCUCGA
Messenger RNA from Antechinus flavipes (yellow-footed antechinus), 1917 nucleotides. RefSeq names its product LIM homeobox 8 (gene LHX8). Gene Ontology annotation, cellular component: nucleus. Gene Ontology annotation, biological process: regulation of transcription by RNA polymerase II; forebrain neuron development; neuron differentiation. NCBI's taxonomy places the organism in Eukaryota, Metazoa, Chordata, Mammalia, Dasyuromorphia, Dasyuridae. Gene Ontology annotation, molecular function: RNA polymerase II transcription regulatory region sequence-specific DNA binding; DNA-binding transcription factor activity, RNA polymerase II-specific. The transcript is spliced from 9 exons. Bases 170 to 1303 code for a protein of 377 amino acids. The record is from RefSeq and is a predicted model, not a curated record.